Messenger RNA from Colletotrichum lupini, 2205 nucleotides. RefSeq lists its product as uncharacterized. Gene Ontology annotation, biological process: regulation of nitrogen utilization; mitochondria-nucleus signaling pathway; negative regulation of transcription by RNA polymerase II. The record is from RefSeq and is a predicted model, not a curated record. The transcript has 7 exons. Lineage: Eukaryota; Fungi; Ascomycota; Sordariomycetes; Glomerellales; Glomerellaceae. The coding region runs from base 1 to 2205 and encodes 734 amino acids. Gene Ontology annotation, cellular component: cytoplasm.
AUGAGUUACCUCCACUUUUGCUUCAACACUUCCGUCGUCACAACCCAAGGCCUCAGCACCCACACCCUCUUCUUUCCCUUCCUCUCCUUCAAGCACAUCUCGACCAUCGACUCGACACCUCUCCGCACAUCCAGAGCCAGCAUUCUCCGGAUUCCCCUCCCCACUUCCAGCGACAUCAUUUCCCCGACGUACAUAGCGCCCAUCACUUCAUCGUCGACAUCAUCGACCGCCACCCCCAAAACCACGACCCGCGACUCCAAAUCUGAUCUCGACAACAUCCAUCUCGCUUCGCUCCAGGUGCCGAAUCUGCCCUACUGUACUGAAUCCCAAUACACCCUCAACGCUGGCUGCUCAAUUCGAGCAGCCCAUCUCGGCGCAAUGCCUUACCCUCUCGAUACGCACGUCCUGACAGUGGACACCAAUGUCAUCAACAAGGUCGAUACCUCAAAUCCUCAGAACCUCUACAGCAUGUGGACUGUCUUUGCCAAGUGCGCAGAGUCUGUUGAGCAGGGUCGCAGGUUAGAAAACCUCAGCUGGCGAUUGUGGAACCGUGAAACGUUCUGCUGCACCGAGGAGGAACAAGCCUCCAUCACCGCCACCAGCCUGCCCAGAGAGAUUCCCCAAGCCAGCAGAAUACAAGAUAUUCCUCAACUGUCCGGCAGUGUCGAGUCAGAAAACGACGACGAGGCAGUCGACUUCACUUCAUUGUCCGCACCCCUCGAGAUCCGACCCAGAAUCCAAAGACAGGACUCUUGCGCGAGCAACCGCAGCCGUGGCAAGGAACGCCACAUCACUUCCGGCGACUUCGAGAAGAUGGUCGUCUCCAUUAUCAAGGAGAACGAGCCCUUGUCUGCACCUCUUCCGCAAAUGGCCUCCCCUUACAUGCCUCCUAUGAAGGAGACUCCCGACCUGGCCCCUGCCUCCCCCGUCUACGAGCACUCUGGAUCUACCACAACCGAGUCGCCUUGCAAGUCGUCGGAAGAAGAGCACUCCCAAGAGCCGACCUCACCCGAAAUCACCUCUCGCACCACCGUCGUCCGCGGCUUCUCUCCAUCCCAGAUCCCCAGAGCCAUCCCUGCCUCUCCCAAGGUUAUCUCUCCCGCCGCCAUUCCCGAGCCGAGGUCAUCACCUGCAGCCAAGCCCAUCCUGUCCAAGAAGCAGCCCAUGUUCUCCAUCGGCGAGUCUUGCUCCUCGAGUGAACAAGGCCACAGCAUCGAGAACCUCAGACCCAUUCCCGCUCCUGUCCAGAAGCGCAAGAUGUUCCAGGUCGGCGGCUCCUCCGAGGAGGACAGCUCUCUCAAGAGUGCUCUUGCCUCCCAACCCGGCUCCCUGCUCACCGGUCAGAAGAAGACGACUUCCUUUGCCGACCAUGUCUCCACCCGCAUGAUCAACGACGAUAACUCUGCUAUUGCCGACGACUCAGAGACCGACUACGUUGACGAGAGCGCCAUUGAUGAUGACGACGACUCUUCCGACUGGGAAGACUCCAUUGAGGACAGCAACAAGUCUAGUAUUGAUGAGAAGACCUUCUUCCAGCGCGUCGACUCCAAGGUCAAUUUGACGUCGCGCCGUUCAUUGAUCACGCUCAUGAUGACUGAGCAGAACGACCGCUCCAGCAAGCUUGGCAACAUUGCUUCCCAGUCUACUUCGGCACUCCCUUGGUCGCGCACUAGCCACCCGGCUCCUCCUACCUUGGCCGUCUCCCCGAACGACUCUGAUGACGCCCCUCUCAUGAUGAAGCGCGGCAAUCGCUCUUCUCCUCUGAAGCCCAUCAACGAGGUGCCUCGCUCGGCUGCCCAGCCUAUCCAUGCCACAGCCAGCCACAGCCACCUCCAAGCUGCUCUUUCUCCCCGCACUACCCGGCGCAACAUGCUUGCGACUGAGUUGACCGAGUCUCUUCGCCGCAACCUUCUCUGGGAACGCCAGCAAAAGUCGUCUACUGCCAACGCUGUCCUCAAGAGACGCCAUACCUCUCACGACGUCGCCAACCUGAAGCAGUACCCCGAGAAGGUCUGCCUCAAGAACGGAGACGCCCCGAUCAACCCCCAGUAUUUCUCCAAGGAUACUGACAACUUUGGAGGCUACCACUCCAAGGGAUGCGUGUGGCCUUCGAGUCCGCUCGAGCACAGCUAUUUCUGGUUGCUUUUACACUGCAUUGCGCGCGGCGGCAUCGCAUCGGCUCUGCCAUUCAUCAUAGUACCAUAA